UUAAGUUUUCACUUCGACUUAAAGUAGUUAACUAAGUAAUUUAAUUUAAACGUGCUUAAAAAAACAAUGCCUACUAAAAGGUAGUUUCACAAACAUUGAAUAUCGGGACAUCUUAUUUAUUUGCGGUGUCGCAAAUGGAAACUCACGGGAGGCAGCAAGGGAAAAUGUUCAGACGCUGUGGGGAAACUGGUUCCUUUCGAGAUUUGCGGAUUAGAGAAGGUGGUCAAAAUGGUCAACGCUGGAGACAAGAACCUGCCAUUAUGAAAGCUGUAAGAGAAGAUAGAUCUAGAAGUACUCGCCGCAAUGGUGCUGCAUUAAGGAUUCACCAUUCCACUGUACAUAGAGUUCUUAAAAAAAAUAAUUUGCAUCCGUUUCAUUUGAAAAAAGUCCAGGAGUUAUUGCCAGUGGAUAGUGAGCAUGAUAUAAGGGUCAACGUAUGGAUAGGAUUAAUGAGAGCUCGCCUUUUCGAGCCUGUAAUACUUCCUGAUCGACUCAAUUCCAAUAAGUUUUCAAAUUUAUUAAAUAAUGACCUUGUUGACUUUCUGGAAGAAAUCUCCUUAGCCGCUAAACAGGAACUUUGGUUUCAAAUGGACGGAUGCCCAGCCCAUAAUGGCAGAAUUGUGCAAAAUUCGUUGAAUCAAUGCUUUGGGGAGAAAUGGAUCGGAAGAUACGGUCCGGUAAGAUGGCCGCCCAGAAGCCCUGACCUUACGGCCCUUGACUUUUAUGUCUGGGGCACAUUAAAAUCUAAUGUUUAUAGUAUUAACAUUAAUACUCGAGACGAACUAAUUAAUCGAAUGAGUCUGUUGCAAUGAAAUGCAACGAAAACGCGUUGAACUUGAACAGGUUGUUGAUAGUGUCAGAAGAAGAUGCAUCAAAUGUAUUGAACAAGAGGGAAGACAGUUUGAACAAUUGUUAUAAUUUUAGGUAUG
This is a messenger RNA of Anthonomus grandis grandis, 929 nucleotides long. RefSeq lists its product as uncharacterized. The record is from RefSeq and is a predicted model, not a curated record. NCBI's taxonomy places the organism in Eukaryota, Metazoa, Arthropoda, Insecta, Coleoptera, Curculionidae. Gene Ontology annotation, molecular function: nucleic acid binding. The transcript is spliced from 3 exons. The coding region runs from base 135 to 812 and encodes 225 amino acids.